AUGAAGGCUUUCUGGGAGAAGACAAAGGAACAAGUUCAACUUGGAUUCAACUCUCUUGAACGUGCAACAGGCACAGCCAAGACAGAAGAGACAGAAAUCUUCACAAACACAUUCAACACAAUCAAGUCACACAAGGAGCGCCUUGAAGCCCUUAUGACUGACCUUAAGGCAUAUGGCAAGCACAUCAAAAAGUACGGUGAGGCUAGCAAGAACGUUUCAAUGAAGGUUGCUGUUCUCUUCCCAAUGGGUGAAGCCAAUCAGACAGCUUCUGCUACAAAUCUUCAGUGCAACACAAACCUUGCUACAGAGGCUACAAACCUUGCCGAUACAUACCUUGUCCAGCAUGUUAUCGAACAAGUCAAGGCCUUACUCGAAGAGAUCCGCCUUAUCAACCAGACAGAGGACAACAGAAACAAGUUCCACGUCCUCCUCAUCAACGCUGAGAAGGAAGUCAAGUCUCGCCAGGAGAAGGGCAAGCCAACAGCUGAAUACGAGACAAAGGCUGAAGAACACCGCAAGGAGUUCAUCAAGUACGAUCAGGAGUUCAUGGAGAAGGCUAACGCUUACAUCGCCAAGGCCCCAUCUGCUUAUGCUACAAUCUUCGAGGCUUAUCAGUACUACAACGCUGCCUUCGCUGCUGCCCACCAGAGACUCAUCAUCGAUGGCCAGAACUACAACCUCAGCACACUCGCUGCUAAGUAUCCAGACACAUCCAUCACACCAGCAGCUCCACAGCCAGCCCCAGCUAACUAA
Trichomonas vaginalis G3 is the source of this 753-nucleotide messenger RNA. RefSeq names its product arfaptin homology (AH) domain/bar domain domain-containing protein. The transcript has a single exon. The coding region runs from base 1 to 753 and encodes 250 amino acids. Lineage: Eukaryota; Parabasalia; Trichomonadida; Trichomonadidae. The record is from RefSeq and is a predicted model, not a curated record.